UCGUCAUCGACGCCAUUCACAGCCCAGAUGCGAACACCGCAUCCCCACACACCCUUCUCCAACCCCCCCGCCCCAUUCAUAAUUCCUCCAGACUUCUCGUCCCUCCCCGUCCUCUCUCCGUCCACCCAUCAAGACAGCUUGACACCUUUGACCCAAGUCCGCGAUCGCUCUUAGGAGUGCACAAUUCGGCCCACACCACCUUCGGCUCUACAGGCAUCCUCUGCUCCCCAUCGGUGUAAAGCUCUUCACGAGCAUCUCUCCACCUGCCGGGGCGAGCCGGCCCUGGGCACCCGCCUUCCGUCUGAUAUUACCGUUACCGCCGACUUACCCUGUCCCCGUUGGCGGUCGACCUGGCUUCUAUUCUCAUCGUUCUGACUCUUCUUCCCUCGGCCGCAAGCCGUUGUCGGCUUCGCAAUCUGCCGGUUUCCCUCUUCCCGGUUAUUGUUGUCUGAGCACCCAGCCUCUGGCGAUAAGUGAUAGGUACCCUAGCUGUCUGCAGACAAGCCGCGGCCAAGUAGCCGUACUUGACAUAUACAUGCAUGUUGCUGCAUGGAAGCCAGCUAUUCGUUCCUCCAUUGCGUCGAGAUCCCGGCACUCUGUGCCCUUCUCGGACAUGCUCUCGGAUUGCACCAGGACUGGCCUGGCUGAUCUCCAACAUACACUGUCCUCGACAGUUGCGACUCUGGAACGUGCUCAAGGUACCCAUACUUGCCAGGGGCCUGCGGUGCGUAUCCCGUUCUCCCGCAUCACUCAAGGUUCCAGUACACAGCACGCCGCCACCACAGUUCACCUACCGUACUUGCACACAGCUGCCACAGCAUAUACAUACACAUACAUGCACAUAUGUCCACAUCAAAAGUGCAGAGACGCAGAAGCCAAACAGUGGCGCUGGUGGGGAUUCUCGGUGCUUUUGAACCGCCUCCGGCGCCGGAUGGGUGAAGCUUUUCUACCCUUGAAUGUCGCGAUGCUGCUGCCGUAG
Podospora pseudopauciseta is the source of this 979-nucleotide messenger RNA. RefSeq lists its product as uncharacterized. The coding region runs from base 536 to 979 and encodes 147 amino acids. The record is from RefSeq and is a predicted model, not a curated record. The transcript has 3 exons. NCBI's taxonomy places the organism in Eukaryota, Fungi, Ascomycota, Sordariomycetes, Sordariales, Podosporaceae.